Messenger RNA from Cajanus cajan (pigeon pea), 1397 nucleotides. The record is from RefSeq and is a predicted model, not a curated record. Lineage: Eukaryota; Viridiplantae; Streptophyta; Magnoliopsida; Fabales; Fabaceae.
GGAAUGACAAUGUUCAAUUUAUGUUAUUGAAAUUGCACAGGAAGAAAGUUGCAGCCUGCGCAAAGCACUUUGUUGGUGAUGGUGGAACCACAAAGGGAAUCAAUGAGAACAACACAGUGAUAAGCAGACAUGGAUUGCUAAGCAUUCACAUGCCAGCCUACUAUAACUCAAUCAUCAAGGGUGUUGCAUCGGUCAUGGUCUCUUAUUCAAGCUGGAAUGGAGAAAAGAUGCAUGCUAAUCAUAAUCUGGUCACUGACUUUCUCAAGAACACACUACGCUUCAGGGGUUUUGUCAUAUCAGAUAUGGAGGGAAUUGAUAGGAUUACUUCCCCUCCUCAUGCUAACUACUCAUACUCCAUUUAUGCUGGAGUCACGGCUGGAAUUGACAUGGUAAUGGUGCCCUUUAACUAUACAGAAUUCAUAGAUGGCCUAACCACACAGGUGAAAAAGAAUAUCAUACCCAUGAGCCGAAUUGAUGAUGCAGUAAAGAGAAUUUUGAGGGUAAAAUUCGUUAUGGGACUUUUUGAGAAUCCUUUGGCUGAUAAUAGUUUAGCCAACCAGAUUGGGAAUCAGAAGCAUAGAAAUUUGGCUAGGGAAGCUGUGAGGAAAUCAUUGGUUCUAUUGAAGAAUGGUGAAAAUGCAGAUGAGCCACUGCUCCCUCUUCCUAAAAAGGCUAAAAAAAUUCUGGUUGCUGGAAGCCAUGCUGAUAAUCUAGGAUAUCAAUGUGGUGGCUGGACCAUCGAAUGGCAAGGACUUAGUGGCAACAACCUUACUAAAGGUACAACAAUUCUUAGUGCUAUCAAGAACACAGUUGACAAAGACACCGAGGUGGUCUACAAGGAGAACCCAAGUUUAGAGUAUGUAAAGUCCAACAACUUUUCCUAUGCCAUUGUGGCAGUUGGAGAGACACCAUAUGCUGAAACAAAUGGUGAUAGCAUGAAUUUGACAAUCUCUGGAAAAGGGGCAGACACCAUAAACAAUGUGUGUGGAGGAGUCAAAUGUGUGACUGUGAUCAUCUCUGGUCGUCCUGUGGUUAUACAGCCAUAUGUUGAUGUGAUUGAAGCACUUGUUGCUGCAUGGCUUCCAGGUUCUGAGGGACAUGGUGUCACUGAUGUGUUGUUUGGUGAUUAUGGUUUCAGUGGCAAGCUUCCAAGGACAUGGUUCAAAACCGUUGAUCAGUUGCCAAUGAAUGUUGGAGAUUCUCACUAUGAUCCCCUUUACCCAUUUGGAUUUGGCCUUAAAACCAAACCCCACAAAGCCAAUUAGGAACUGAAAAUAGUGGCUUCAUUUUCCUUUGUUUUUGUUGAUUUUAGGGUCUAGUUUCCUCAGUAACGUGCAUGUCUUUUUCUUUGAAUAUUAUCCUUAUAUAAUUUUUCUUUUUAAUAUGAAGGGCUUUCG